Messenger RNA from Linepithema humile (Argentine ant), 2349 nucleotides. RefSeq lists its product as uncharacterized. NCBI's taxonomy places the organism in Eukaryota, Metazoa, Arthropoda, Insecta, Hymenoptera, Formicidae. Gene Ontology annotation, molecular function: heme binding; iron ion binding; oxidoreductase activity, acting on paired donors, with incorporation or reduction of molecular oxygen. The record is from RefSeq and is a predicted model, not a curated record.
UUCGUCAUGCAUCGCAUCUAAGAUACACAGAAAAGUGUUUCCCGAAAAUGCAACUGUCGCAAUUCAUGCUCGUGACUCGUGAUUUGUUCGCAUCUCUGAUGGUGGGAUGCCUAUAACUUAAUGCAGCCUGCAUUGAAGCAGCCAGUACUAUCUCUGGUAGGUUAGUGCGUAGAAACGUGGACUGAGCAAUGCUACAAGAGUAAUUACUUGUCACAUUCUUGACGUAUUCAGCAAUAAUCGAUUGUUAUAAUCGAUCGGAAAUUGAACCGACAAUGGAGUCUUUUGAAAUACUGUGCGGCAUUGCACUCGUACUCAUUGCUCUUUAUUAUUAUUUUACAUCAACCUACGAUUUUUGGAACUCACGCGGCGUUCGCGGUCCACAACCGAUACCAUUAUUUGGUAAUGCUAAGGAUGUUCUACUAGGAAAGAAAGGCAUGGGUCAUUACUUAAUGGAAGUAUACAACGAAUACAAAAAUGAGUCUAUGAUUGGAAUAUUCCUCAGAAAGACGCCCAUUCUUAUCGUAAAAGAUCCAGAAUUGAUUAAAGAUGUGCUUAUUAAAGAUUUCUCCAAGUUCGCCGACAGAGGCUUCACCGUUCAUGAAAAGGCUGACCCGCUGUCUCAACAUCUUUUUAGUUUAGAACCUAAGAGAUGGCGACCUUUAAGAACGAAUCUGUCGCCUGUUUUUACAUCUGGGAAAUUAAAGGAGAUGUUCUCUUUAAUAUCAGAAUGUGCCGACCAUCUUGAGAAAUAUAUUGAAAAAUUGGCAAACAAAAAAGAGCCUGUAGAGUGCCGGGAACUGACAGCGAAAUAUACGACCGAUGUUAUUGGAACCUGUGCAUUUGGUAUUGAAAUGAAUGCUAUGUCGAACGAAGACAGCGAAUUUCGCAAGAUGGGACGAGAAGCUUUUGCUCCAACUUGGAAGAAUAUACUACGAAUGAGAAUUAGAACAUCUAUGCCAUGGCUUUACGAUAUUUUUGGAUAUAUUCUACCGCAAAAUAAAGUGACAAAAUUUUUCAUACACGUUAUCGUAGAGACUUUGAAUUACAGAGAAAAGAAUAAUAUCGUUAGACAUGACUUCGUCGAUAUGCUGCGCGAAUUAAAAAAAAGCCCAGAGAAACUAGGCGAUAUUGACUUGACCGAUAGCUUGAUAGCAUCUCAAGCAUUUGUAUUCUUUCUUGCCGGCUUUGAAACCUCAUCGACAACUAUGAGUCAUGCAUUAUACGAAUUAGCAUUGAAUCAACAUAUACAAGACAAGUUACGCGAGGAAAUUAAUCAGGAGUAUGCAAAGCAUGGCAGUAAAUUGUUAUAUGAUGACAUAAAGAAAAUGAAUUAUUUGGACAAAGUUUUCAAAGAAACUUUACGAAAAUAUCCACCGGGAACGUUUCUUAUGAGAAAUUCGACAACAAGUUAUACGUUUGAUGGUACCAAAGUUUCUCUGCCAAAAAACCAAAGGGUAUGGAUUCCUACUUAUGCGAUUCAACACGAUCCAAGCAUUUAUCCAGAGCCAGAUGUUUUCGAUCCAGAAAGAUUUACUGAGGAAGCUGUGCAAUCUAGGAACGCAAUGUUUUAUCUACCUUUCGGCGAUGGCCCGAGAAAUUGCAUUGGUGCCCGGUUUGCUAUCUAUCAGUCUAAAGUUGGACUUAUAAGAAUACUGCACAACUACAGAGUCGAAACUUGUGAAAAGACACAAAUACCUUACCAAUAUGAUCCUAAAGCGUUUGUAUUAGCACCAAUAGGUGGAAUACAUUUGAAGAUAACUAAAAUUGAAUAAAUUUAAAUUUUUCUGCAAGUUUUCCUAAAAUAUGUGUAAAAGAGAUGGAGGAAAUAUCUAUUAAUUAGAAUAUUAUGGCGUUCCUAAAGAAUUUAAUUCAGCUCGGAACAUAUUUAUCAGGUAUUUGGGAAGACAGUAUAUUUAUUUCUUAUUUCAUUAUGCUUAGAGAUCAAUUAUGAUCAAUCUUUUAUAAACUUUUAUAUAAAACUUUUAUAUACAGUUAUAUAAAAGCGACAUUACGUUGUUUUACCAAGAAAGGCAAGGCAUGAAAAAUUAUAGAAAAAGUUUAUUUUGUUGAAUGACAAUAUCUUGUGUCUAUCAUCGACAAUGACAGACACGUGGAAAAAUAUAUAUCAUUGUCGAUGACAGACACAAUCGACAUCAUUUUUUUUAUCGACAAUGACACACAAAUAUUGCCAUUCAACAAAAUAAUCGUUAACUCUCAUAAUUUUUCAAAAGAUAUAUAUUCUAUGGUUAUGUCUGUUUUAAUUACAAAGAUUAUAAUUCUUAAUGGACUGGCAUAUUAAAGGUGAUAAUUAAAUAUUAUUAAUAAAUUAUUGUAGUUAUUGUUGUAAAA